AUGUCCACCGGGUCGGCGGGAAGUCAAACCCCCAAAGCGUCACUUCCGGCCCCGAGGAGCGGUGGAAGCGGGACGGGGCGGAGGGGGAACGCUGCCCGCCGGCGGGUAUGUGGGCAUCCGCUCCAGCUUGGAGUCAAGGACGGAGAGGCCGGCCGAUAUGGACAUAGGGGAGAUGCAUCUGCCAACAUUUUGGGAAAUUACCAUGACCAUCCAGCGUCAGCUACAACUGCCUGCACAGUACUUGAAUUGGAAAAGGUCACCAAAACAAUUGAGUUAAUCAGGGCUGAGGAGGAGAAGCAACAACACAAAUUUUUGAUGUUACGUUCAUGUGAUUGUGGAAAUUGCAGCUUGAUACCGCCAAUAAACAGUGAGGCAAACUCUUUUUCCUGUACUGGCAAGACAUCAAUAAAGUAUAAACCUUUCUCUUUAUAUGAAUGCAAUUAUACUGUGUAUAAUCCACAACCAAUAUAUAACUGUUCAGCAUCUAAGUAUACAGUUAAUGUUUCUGGUGAAGAGGAUGCAUCCCAGGACCUUGCACAGAGUAAUUCCAAUGAUAAAAUUGUUUGUUCACUUUGGAGUCAAAGUUUGGUUGAAUACUGUAAACCCAGCACUGAUCUAGAGUAUGAUCCAUUGGUAAACUUCUCUUCCAGCGUGAGAAAAAGUUGUACUAAGGAAGUUAUGGAGGAGAAACUGGAGUGUAAGGGAGCCAUUGAACCAAGUUCUGAAAUGAAGCUUUCUCUAGUGUCUGAAACAGUGAGGAACAGUCAACCUUUUGAAGCUGAGAUGAGCUCUGAAGAUGAACUUGUUAUUGAUGUACCACUCACUCCAUGUUCCAAGAAUCAUGGGGAGAUUCAGAGAAAGAGAAGUAAUGACCCUGCUUUAAUUUGCAAAGUUAAGCAAUGCAAUGUUGAUGAGCCUGUUGGAGUAGUUCUGGCUUUGGACCAAGUUGUGAACCAUUGUUCUAAUGUUGAGUUAGAAAAUAAUUGCAGGGAAUCGGAGCCGGAAGUCCAGAAAUGCGGAAAAGCCAAAGAACGAAGUUCAAUCCGUCUGAACGUUUCAGGACUGUCAAACUGCAUAAUGCAACAAUCAGAAUCUGGAAUUCCACUGAAAACUGGUCAUGUGGCCUCUACCAAUGGGAAGAGUGUUGGAUUGGAAACUGAAAAUACUACUUACACUAGUAAGCUGGGGGAGAACUUGAUUAUUGGCCAAGCUAGUAUGAAGACACAGAGCCAUGUUGGCUAUCUUGGUAAUGAAAGCUUGAAUGGAAGUCUUCAAAGUGCGAGUGAUAACAGUGAAGAAUCAUUUUUAGGUGAGAAACUGAACCCCACAGAUAUGGAGGUUUUGGAAUUCUCUGACUCAGACCCAAUGGAAGAAUGCUUGAGGAUUUUUAAUGAGUCCUCAAAGCAAGAAAUCAAAGCAAGUACUACUGUAACUGAAGAGAGUUCAGUUAAGGACAUACAAUUAUCUGUGAAUGCAGCAAGUGCUCCCACAAAGCAAAAGAAGAGGAUUGCUCACGUUGCAAAAUUUAAGGACAGAUCAAGUUUUAACCGAGUAAUUAUUCCACACAUACCACCGGCAUCAAAGCUGAAGUGUCACAGUCGAAUUAAGGUGAUCCAACAGCAGGCUGUACAGAUAAUGGCCAAUGUUAAAGGUGGCCAGGCUUACAAAGCAACAGUGUCUGAUUGUCUGGCUCAAAAGAAGCUACUUGUGCAAAAUUCAAAGCUUCAGUAUGGCAGCAAUGUGGAAACAGUUUUCAGGGAUUCGUUCAGGAAGGUCCCAGGCACUUCUUGUAACUCUGGAGGUAAUGUGCCACUGACGGGAAAGACCUUGGAUGGUGCAUCAAAAGCUGAACGUGACACUUUACUGGGUCCGGCUGCACCAGUCCCAGAUACACAGAGAAAAAAUGCAAAGCGGGGUCCGAAAGUCUCCAAAAAUAUCCGCAAGCGAUACCUUGGCUUCUUUAUUGAAGAGUUUCUGAAGACCUCUUCAUCUCGUCAGGAAGCAGUCAGUAAGGCCGUGUCUGAGGAAAAGACCAUCUUUGACCACAGCACAGGCAGGUUCAUGUAUCUGAAUAUAGCUGUGCACACUUUGAAGAUGCUUCGCAAUGUUCCAAAUCAUGAAUCCGUCCUUUCCUAUGGUCAGCACUCUGUGAAAAGGAAUAGACCGUCUUCGGGAACAAUUUUAGAAGGUGCUGCACUUUACAGAGCACUCAAAGAUUAUGUCUUAAGUGAAGAGCAGCUCAAAAAUGGAUAUCCUCAUUUCAACCCUGACAAACCAGGCACUGCUGUGUUAUUUAAUGAUGAAGCAAAGAAAUGCCUUGCUGACUCUUUCAUCCAGGUUUGCUGUCGUUGUGGAAUAUCAUUCUCUGUAACACCUGAUGGAAACUACAUCUCCAAGGAAGAAUGUGUGUACCACUGGGGAAAAUUAAUAAGGCAGCAAGUUUCUAAUGGAUGGGAAUGCCGAUACAGUUGCUGUGAGACGGUACUGGGAUCUGUUGGAUGUCAGGUUGCUAAGUUGCAUGUCUACAAUAAAAACGAGAAUCUUGAUGGAUUUGUGAAGACUUAUCUUAAGCUACUGCCUCUUGAUGGGAAUCCUGGCAUAUAUGCAGUAAACUCAGAAGUAUGCUACACAAAACAAGGAGCUGAACUGGCUCGUGUCAGUGUGAUCAACGCCAAUCUUGAAGUGGUUUAUGAUGAGUUUGUUAAACCAAAGAAUGAAGUAAUUGAUUACAACACAAGGCUUUCUGGAGUGUCCCAAGAGGAUUUAAUGAAUGCAAAAACAACUCUUGGUGAUGUUCAGAGAACAUUACUACAAAUCCUUAGUGCUGAUACUAUUUUAAUCGGUUAUAGCUUGGGCAAAGACUUGCUUGCACUCAAGCUUAUACACAGUGUUGUCAUCGACAUAAUGUUUAUUUUUCCGCAUCACCUAAGCCUACUGCAGAAACCUCUGUUGAAGAAUUCAAUGACAGAGUGUCUUCAACAUUUUGUUACAAGUAUCACUCAAGGGUCUGGAUCUAUUGAGAAAGGACGUGCAUACAUGGAACUCGUGCUGUGUAAAGUGAAGGAAGAUGCCAAAAGCAGGAAGCGAUGAGACCUCUUGAAAGAGGCAGUAUUCAGAUGGGACAAUAAUCCUGGAUCCAUUUAAACCGGGCAAUCCCUAGUGAAUUUUCUUGUUCAAGUUAAAUCUUCCUGUCAGUGCUUGCUUUUUGCCUUUUGUGCUUGUACUCUGCUUAUAUUCCUGGCAAAAGUUCAACUUUGUUAUUGCUUUAGCCACUGGUUGUAUUUGUUUUAACAGUACCAAAUGUUAGAAGGAGAAUACAAGUGUAUCGUGCACACUUUGGCACUUAAAACACAUUUUCCCCUUGAAGGAAUAAGGGGGUUGGGUUACCUUUGGCUUAUUUAGUCCAGUAAUUGCUGACCUGUGUAGUGAUGCAAGCUAAGAAUUAAGUUAAUUAUUGUGUUC
Messenger RNA from Hypanus sabinus (Atlantic stingray), 3462 nucleotides. RefSeq names its product RNA exonuclease 1 homolog. Gene Ontology annotation, cellular component: nucleus. The transcript has 16 exons. The coding region runs from base 1 to 3090 and encodes 1029 amino acids. Gene Ontology annotation, molecular function: exonuclease activity; nucleic acid binding. The record is from RefSeq and is a predicted model, not a curated record. NCBI's taxonomy places the organism in Eukaryota, Metazoa, Chordata, Chondrichthyes, Myliobatiformes, Dasyatidae.